Rotaria socialis is the source of this 1779-nucleotide messenger RNA. The record is from the annotation of a GenBank genome assembly. NCBI's taxonomy places the organism in Eukaryota, Metazoa, Rotifera, Eurotatoria, Philodinida, Philodinidae.
AUGACAUCAGAAUCUUCUGGAAUAUUAUCGUCACCCGACCGAUCAAGUUCACCUUCCUUAACAGAAGACAGUGUUCAUGGCUAUUGUACGACAAAUCAGAUGUUUACUAAUUUUGCCGGCGUAAUGUCACAACAGAUACGUUCACCCGUAAAACGGCCAUUGACAAUUGAAGAAUCGCUUAUAACGACGAACGAUCCAAAACGUGUUUGUAACAGUAAUUUUCGAGAACAGCUUGAUCUGGAAUUAGUCUUAUCACCUGCCAUUGCUACUCCAUCGCCAUCAGUACUAUCUUGUUCUUCCAACACAAUCGAUUCUUUAUCGUCUUCACCUUGUACACCACUAUCGGCCGAUGUUCUCAAUUGGCUAUCGAUAUUUUUAGCUAUGUCUAAUGACGAGCGUAGUCGCGCUACCGAAGCACUAAUACAUACUUGCUCGACGAAUACUCUCCAGUUAAAUCAUAUCAAAAAUCAAAUAGAGCCAUAUUUUCAACGUGAUUUUAUUCGUGAUCUACCGCGAGAAUUAGCAUUACAUGUACUUAAAUAUUUACCGGCCAAUGAUGUCUCACGAGCAUCACGUACAUGUCGAUCUUGGUACACAACAUGUAGUGAUGUGUUACUGUGGAAAGGUAUAUGUCAUAGAAGGAAAAUUCCAUUGAAACCUCUACCAACUAUUUUUGAUGACACUAUCGAUAAUCAAUGGAAACGUUCAUAUGCAUGUCACAAACAUUUAGAAUAUGUGUGGCAACAUGGACAACCGUUGCCUGAACCAUUGGUAUUACGUGGUCACGAAGAUUUUGUUAUUACUUGUUUACAAUUCGAUGGAAAACGUAUUGUAUCAGGUUCAGAUGAUAAUACAUUAAAAAUAUGGUCGAUAGCAAGUGGAAAAUGUGAACAAACAUUGAUUGGACAUAAUGGUGGUGUGUGGUGUAGUGAAAUGACAGAUGAUUUAAUAGUUAGUGGAAGUACAGAUCGAACUAUACGUGUAUGGAAUAUAAAUACAGGUGUUUGUCAACAUGUUCUAUAUGGGCAUACAUCAACAGUACGUUGUCUGGCAUUACAUGGUGAUAUUGUUGUGUCUGGCUCACGUGAUGCUACUGUUCGUGUAUGGAAUAUUCGUACAGGUGGACGUCUCCAUAUGUUAAGUGGUCAUACAGCAGCUGUUCGUUGUGUAUGUUAUAAUGGAAAAUAUGUUGUAUCUGGUGCCUAUGAUCAUACCAUACGUGUAUGGCUACCUGAUCAAGAACGAUGUGUACAUACACUUGAAGGACAUACAAAUCGAGUUUAUUCUCUUGUCUUUGAUGGUAAACAUAUUGUAUCUGGUUCAUUGGAUUGUAUGAUUCGCGUAUGGGAUGUUGAACAAGGUACAUGUGUACAUCAGUUAACCGGACAUUUAUCAUUAACAAGUGGAAUGCAAUUACGUGGUAAUAUUCUUGUGUCUGGAAAUGCUGAUUCAACAGUGAAAAUUUGGGAUAUUGAAUCCGGAAAAUGUCUACAUACACUUGCUGGACGAAAUAAGCAUGCAUCAGCUGUGACGUGGGUUCAAGUAGUAAUGAAUUAUGUUGUUAGUUCGGGUGAUGAUGGAACUGUCAAACUAUGGGAUUUAAAUACAGGAGAUUUUAUUCGAAAUCUUGUGUAUCUCGAAUCAGCUAGCAGCGGAGGUGUUGUAUGGCGUAUUAAAUGUACAGAUUCAGCGUUAGUAUGCGCAGCUGGCAGUCGUAACAGCACAGAAGAUACUAAAGUGAUCAUGCUUGAUUUCGAUCGCACAACGAUCUGUUCAUAG